Molecule: messenger RNA, 3467 nt
Organism: Schizophyllum commune H4-8
Lineage: Eukaryota; Fungi; Basidiomycota; Agaricomycetes; Agaricales; Schizophyllaceae
Exons: 7
Coding region: 1-3408 (1135 amino acids)
Source: RefSeq, a predicted model, not a curated record
AUGGCCGACACCGAAGAACAGGCCGACUCCGCUUUAUCGUGGCCUUCUGACCUCUCCAAUCGGCCCAGUCCAGCAGCACCACCAUCCCCACUACCUGACAGCUCGCCUCCCAAGACAUCCUCGCCUAUUCGACCUCAGGAGGAAGAGGAGGAACCAAUCCCAUCGGAGCCAGCAGUCCCUUUCCUCGAUGUCUUCAAGCGCUCGGUCUACGACUUUGACUCUGAGGGAGCGAGUCCACCUGCAUCGCCAACGCCGUCUGGCCCACGUCGUCUGCCGGAGACUGCGCCAUCGCAAGCGGUCCAAAUCGCAUCCUCGUCAAACCUGCCGCGCUCUCACCUCCCCACCAUCAAUCCGCCUCCGCAUACACCUCAAAAGCCCAAACCCAAAUACAUACCUGAGCGCUAUAAAGGUCGUCCUCUUGUAGGCGCAGACAGUCAAGACUCGGGGUACUAUAAGACCUCGCCGCCGAUCGAUCUCGUACAGAAGGGCGCGCAGAAAAACCGCGACCACAACGAGGAGAAGCGUGCCGCUAAGGCGCAAGCUGAAGCUGAAGCUGCUGCCGCUCGAGCGGCCCUAGCCGCCAAAGCGAAAGAAGAGGCCAUCAACAAGGUUCUCGAUGCACUUGAUGAGCACGAUCUUACGUUCGGCGACAUCCUCGUGUACGUCUUUGGUGAUGGACGCGAUGCGCGCUGGCGGUGGAAGCAUGUCUAUAAAGACACUGCGGUGGUCAAUUCCACAAUCCUUGCGAUGGCAUCCAGAAAGAACCCACCUCAGGCUCGCCGGAAGGCGGAGGACGCGAUGGUGGACGUGGCGGCUCGUGUCCUGGACUAUGAGGCGGCAUCCAUCACAAAGAAGGGUGUCUUGAGGCCGCCUGCCCACGUCGACCAGGACUUCGUCUGCGGCUUUGAGCUUGAUGGGCUACCUGCGCGCCUCGAGCCGCAUUGUCCGUCCAUCGUGAAGGUCCUCCAUAGUAUCGCACAGACAAGGAGGCAAGAAGUCCAUUGCUCUCAGCGUAGACUAGAGCACAAGAAGUUUAUCACAGCAGCAUGCACGACCAUGCUGCUUGGCGAGCGCAGCCAGCACAACUCCUGGUUCCAACACGUCUUCGGAUUGUACCUCUACACGCAGGGUGCGAGUCGCCAGCUCAUCACGGUGCUGAAUCACAUGAGUGUGAGCGUCAGCUAUGCUACUUUGGCCGGACGUGGCGGCAAGAGCACUAUGGUCGGAGACGUACCUGAGCCGGCCGAGAUUGCGAGCCGCGCAGGCGUAGCUGGCGCGGAAGGGUCACGCAACCAAGACGGUGUACCAGUCCAACGUCGUGCGGGCCUCGGGACGCUAGAGAAGCUGUCUCUUGCGAUGCGUGAGGUUUCCCGCCAUGUCGCCGCAUCUCGCCCAUUCAUGGUUGUCUAUGACAAUAUCAACAUGAUGUGGCGGGUCGCGGAACAGAUAAUAGGACGACGGGAUUCCCUCGAAAGCGGGACAUGCGCGACUUUAGUGCCUCUCCACGACGCAGACCCUCGCCAUCUUGCAACGGCAGCCCUAGCGAAGCACGUCGAUGAAGCGCCAGAACUAAAUAUGGUUGAUGUGAGACUCACGCCGGACUACAAGUCGAAACUUCACGAAUACUUCGAAUUCACCGUCCUGCGCAUCAUUGUUCGCUUCGCGGGAGGGGAGAAGAUGAAGUCGCUCGGUGAACUCGUGCACAAGCAUCAGCCAUACACGGACGCGCGGAUUCCCACUCAUCUGUCCGAAGUUCACCCUCUCCCUGCCGAGCCCAUCGACGAGAGCACCAAGAAAGGCAACGCAGACGUGAUCACGGCCUUCAUGGAGGAGCUUGGACAGCCUAUCCAGGCCAACAACUUCGCCGACAUGGUACGGUUGAUUGCGGGAGAUCAGCUUUCUGUCGCAAGAUCGCGGGAGGUCGCCGCUGCUCGAGCGGGGAACGAAGGAGGCGCCCCUUCGUUGCGGUGGGCGCUAUUCAUGCCAGGUCUCUUCCACUACAAGAUGGCUGCUACGAGUGGGCUUCUGUUAGCACACCUGGGAAAGAAGAAUCGCGACUUGACGAACCCCGCAUCCCUGCACGCCCACAAUACCAUCCUCCGUCGCAAGCCCAUCAUUGUCACGUCUCUUCCUCCCUUCCGGACCGGUCGUGAUCUCAUCUUCGUCUCGCUGUACGCGCGAAUCCUGCACUGCCUGCUCCUCGUCUCCGGCAAGCAAUCGCUAGCGGACUAUGUCAACGACCCAAACCUGGACUGGACCAUGUUGAGGUCACAUGCUCAGGAAAUCGUGCGCCGCUUCGCCGAUCCUGACGUGGCGAGUACUUACCGUCGAGCACGCGACCGUCACGGAGCGGGCGAAGGCGACAUGGUUUUCGAGAACGCCGUCUUGUUCAUGCGGGAUGCUCUGCUGCUUCGUGAGUUCACCGACGCGAUCAAGGCAGGGGACUCGGGCCGAAUCGUGCACAUACUGGAAAGCUAUGUUCACGUAUACCGCGCUCAAGGGCGACAUAAGUACGCGCAUGAGACAUUGCAUCUACUGCACAACCUCAAGCACGUCUGGCCGAAAGAAGUUCGCGACAUCGUACUACGUAACUGGCUUGUGAACACGACGAACCGCCCGAAUGCGUUCCUUGAGGUCGAUUUAUUGCAAGAGCACCUGAACUACUGGAUAAAGAACUUCUUCCAAGCACACGGCAGUAACGCUUCGUGGGCUUGGCUAGCCACCAUCUCGCCGUGCAUCCAGAUCCUGCGCUCAUUAGCGAACCAAGUCCACAAAGCGCUGGGCGGGAAGCAGGGUUCGCGGCAUGCGGAGCCAGACCUGACCAACGACAUCGCGGAGCUCAUGGACAGCCUGAGCCAGCAUCAGGUCUACACGCCGUGCAAGGGUCGCCAGUUCGACGAGGACGACGAGUCGAGUCUAGUUGCCGAGUCGGUCAUCACAGGAAUGAACAUGCUGACUGCAGGCGGUAAGAAGUCACCCCUCGAGAACUACAACGCUGCCUUCCGUACCUUGCAGAGCAGCUAUCGCAUACGGCCUCUGGUUGGUGGUGCGAAAGAAGCCGGUGCAUCACAGCCACGCGCCGGAGAUCCUCCCUCCGCCGCGCAGGCUCCCGAUGCUGAUGAAGACAUGGAGGACGGCAUGGCUGUGACCGAGGACGAGGACGAGGGCGCGUCUGUCGACGGGGAUGAAGCCCAGUCUGAACCGCCCGAGCUCGCCAUCAACGAAGACGACGUCGCUCUGUACGAUGAUGACGGCCUUUCUGACCGUGAUGCUGAAGGAGAAACCGAUCUCGACGAGCUCUCCAACGCAGACAGUGAUGUCGAGAGUUGUGAUGAGGAGGACGAUGCGCCUGGUUUCGACGACGUCGACGACGCAAUGGCAGCUACUGAUGUACUUCACGCGCUUUAAGCACCAUUCAUCAAUGUAUAUUCCGACGCGUAUCAACAGGAGGAUGCUCAGUGCGGGGG